CUCUGUGACAUUACCUCUCAACUGCUUUCCUCCAUUUGCAUCAUUCAUUUAUACACUUUCUGGGAUUGGCUUAAAUCUUUCAUCUUCCUCCUUUCUACGCUUUUUGCUUUCAUUUGAAGCAAUCCCAGUUCGGAUUCACCAAAACAAUAAACUCCCUUUGAUUGACUUGGAUUGUAGUUGGUUUUUUUUUUUUUUUUUUUUUUCAAAUCCCCCCAAAAACAUGAUUGGAUGCCAAUUUUCCAGCUUCUGAAUUGAAAAGAAGAAGAAGUAGAAGAAACCCCAUCUUUCAGAUUGUUUGGUUUCGAUGCUCAUACGGUUUACAUGUUACUUCAUUGAAACUUGAGUUGAAUUUCAAUUUUUUUUUUGCCAGUCUUUGGAUUCUGGGUUUUCAAAAUUCUGGCUCACAGAGUUCUGUGUUUUCACUAACUUCAACUAAGAUUUGCAAGUGACUUGUAGCUCAAGUGGUCGAGAGUGUUUACCCUUCCUCGCGAGGUCUUGUGUAAAAAAAUCCUGCUAGAUUGAAGAUAUUUGACCCACUUGCCGAUUGCCAAUCCUGAUUGAAUAUUUCUGGUUUAGAGUUUGUGAAUUAUGGAUGGUUCUCAGGGUGGUUCUGGUGGUGCGCCGGCGCCGUUUCUUACUAAAACAUAUGACUUGGUGGAUGAUCCUUCGUCCAACCACAUGGUGUCUUGGAGUGAAACUGGUUCUAGUUUUGUAGUUUGGGAUCCCACCGACUUCGCCAAGGAAAUGCUUCCCAUGUAUUUCAAGCACAACAAUUUUUCGAGUUUCGUGAGGCAGCUUAAUACAUAUGGGUUUAGAAAGAUUGAUCCAGAACAGUGGGAGUUUGCAAAUGAGGAAUUCUUAAGGGGAGGAAGACAUCUGCUGAAGAAUAUUCACCGCCGCAAGCCAAUUCAUAGUCAUUCCUUGCAGAAUCACGAGUAUUCUUCAGUUCCUUUGACUGAUACGGAGAGAGAAGAAUAUGAGAAGAAAAUCAACAGACUGAAUCAUGAUAAAAGCUUGCUUGAGUUGGAGGUACAACGGCAUCAAAGAGAGAACCAGGAGUUUGAAUUUCAAAUACAGAUAUUACGAGAACAGCUGCAGAACAUGGAGAAUCGGCAGAGGCAAUAUACGGCUUUCCUGGCUCAACUAGUGCAGAAACCGGGAUUUGCUUCUGUACUUGUGCAGCAGUCAGAAAUCCAUAGCAAAAAGAGAAGAUUACUGAAAUCGAACGACUUUCCUGAUGACUUUGGUAUGGAAGAUUUGACUUUGAAUCCGCAGAAAGAAACUUUGGGAAUAAAGUUGGACCAGCUUGAGAAGAUGGAGUCUUCCUUGAACUUUUGGGAAGAUUUUCUACAUGGGGUUGGGGAAGCGAUGCCCGAAGAAGUAAAUGAUAUUGGCCCGUUGUCUCAGGCCUCUCCUAUCAUUGUUACAGAAAUACAAGACACCAGCAUGAAUAGCAGGCCUUGCUCACCUAGAUCGCAUAUAUCUUCACCGAAUUCAAUGAAUGCUCAUUCCUUCCCAGAGGUGGCUGGGUCUGCAAAUCUUUUUGACAUCCUUACUAUAACAUCAAUGUGCCACACUGUUGAUUUCAGGUCUAAAUCUUCAGCAAUUGAUAUGAACUCCAAGCCCGACAGUGCCCCUGCUCUUGAUUCCUCGAAAGAAAAUGUAGUAGAAGUGAAAAAUGCCGAGCCAGCCAAGGCAAAUGAUGUCUUUUGGGAACAAUGCCUAACUGAGACUCCUGGUUUAGAUGAUGCGCCGGAAGUACAGUCAGAAAGAAUGGAUAGCGAUGGCGAUGGCAAAGCGAGUGAUGUCAAUCCAGCUAUUCGGAAGAAGCUUUGGUGGAACACAGAUAAUGUAGAUAACUUUAGGAACCAAAUAGGGCGCCCCACUCCAGCUACAUAAUUUUAGUUAAAUUGUGAACACUUCGACGUUUUGAUGUUUAUAUUAUGUAUACUUUUAAACUUUGAAGGUGGAUUUACUUAGUCAUGUAUUUCUAGACAUUCCAAUUUUUGAGCUCAUUGUUGUGGAUUCUUUCUGCUGUAGCUUGGAAUUACAGACAUUGGUUAGUUUUUGUAUGUAAAUAAUAUCAGGUUUCAAGGAGUUUUAUAAUUUGAA
This is a messenger RNA of Pyrus x bretschneideri (Chinese white pear), 2112 nucleotides long. Its product is annotated as heat stress transcription factor A-4b-like. Gene Ontology annotation, cellular component: nucleus. The coding region runs from base 589 to 1899 and encodes 436 amino acids. NCBI's taxonomy places the organism in Eukaryota, Viridiplantae, Streptophyta, Magnoliopsida, Rosales, Rosaceae. The transcript has 2 exons. Gene Ontology annotation, biological process: regulation of transcription by RNA polymerase II. The record is from RefSeq and is a predicted model, not a curated record. Gene Ontology annotation, molecular function: DNA-binding transcription factor activity; RNA polymerase II cis-regulatory region sequence-specific DNA binding.